Pelodiscus sinensis (Chinese soft-shelled turtle) is the source of this 7843-nucleotide messenger RNA. RefSeq names its product sphingomyelin synthase 2 (gene SGMS2). NCBI's taxonomy places the organism in Eukaryota, Metazoa, Chordata, Testudines, Trionychidae. Gene Ontology annotation, biological process: ceramide biosynthetic process; sphingomyelin biosynthetic process. Gene Ontology annotation, molecular function: sphingomyelin synthase activity; ceramide cholinephosphotransferase activity. Gene Ontology annotation, cellular component: endoplasmic reticulum membrane; Golgi membrane; plasma membrane. The record is from RefSeq and is a predicted model, not a curated record.
UGAGUGUGUAAGAGAAUGAAUGAUGUCAGGCAAGAUGCAGGCUCCCGAGAGGAGGGGGACCGAAGAGCAUGAAACUGACUGUAAACAUAGCAGCGCAGCAGCAGCACGCAGAGAAAGCUGCCUCCAAUCCUCUCUCCCCUCCUCCCCCCUUCUGCCUGCAGCCGCCCUCAAUCAGGAGAGCUCCUCCAGCUGUAGCACUGCUGAGGUAACAGUGCAGCAGGAUCCGGCAAUCAAUUCAAGGAAGGCUUCCUAAGAAGCGGUGUCCUCCCUAUCGCCCGUGAGGUCGGUCUGUUUGCCAGGAAAGAGGGGAGAAGAGUAAGAGACAGAGAAUUGCAGAGGAAGAGAAAGGUGCGGACAAACUUUCUAGCCGCUUCUUGCUUCGGCUACCACCCCAGAAGUGGGAGUGUCUGUGUCCUGGCUAUAAAGAGCUCCAAAGCCCAAAUGUCAGAGAGUUCUGAAGCUGCGAAGGAGACUUCCCAGUUCCCUGCUGCCUUUGGAAGAGGAACUACCUUCAGCUCCAGUGUUUCCAUAUACAACUAAGUGGGUACGUUGCAAAUGACACAAAUCAAUACAACUUUGCAUUCUGCAGAGUAAAGAUGGGAAGGCUGGAAGGGGUGGCUUGUUUCCGACCUGUACCAAGGCAGCCUCAGUAUUUCACAUAAGAUGUCUAAAACUAGACUGGACAGAGUACUAGAAAAUGCAGCUGUAGAGAACAAUCCUGCAUUGGCAAGAUGAUACGUUAAAAGUUUAGAGGAAAAACCUGAGAUUUGUUUCUAAGAUCUGUUGCUGAACUGAGAAGAGAAAAAAGCAGAAUGGAGAACUUCUGAAGAUUUUUAUUAGAGAACAAAAGUCAACUGGAAACAUAUAAGGUGGACUUAAAGGAGUAAGGAAUUUUACAAGGCAUCCAGAAAUUAAUAAUUCCUUGGUUUGGCUCAAAGUCGUGGGACAAUGGAUACCAUUGAGACUGCAAAGCUUGAAGAGCACAUGGAAGGUCAGAACAAUGACACUUCAAAUGGUUAUGUUCGACCCACCUUAUCAGUCAAUGAAGAUAGCAAAAAUGGCAACAGCAAACCAAAGGGUUUACCGAAUGGUUUGCGGAAAGGCACAAAGAAAUAUCCAGAUUAUGUUCAGAUUUCUAUGCCUGCUGAAUCUAGGAACAAAUUUCCUUUGGAAUGGUGGAAAACAGGCAUUGCCUUUGUAUAUGCGCUCUUCAAUUUAAUUCUAACGACUGUCAUGAUCACAGUGGUUCAUGAGAGGGUACCUCCCAAGGAGCUCAGUCCUCCAUUGCCAGAUAAGUUCUUUGAUUAUAUUGAUCGUGUGAAAUGGGCUUUUUCUGUAUCAGAAAUAAAUGGAAUGAUACUAGUUGGAUUAUGGCUAACCCAGUGGCUAUUUCUCAGAUACAAGUCGAUAGUGGGGCGCAGGUUCUUUUUUAUAAUGGGAACUUUGUACCUGUACCGCUGUAUUACCAUGUAUGUUACCACUCUACCUGUCCCUGGAAUGCAUUUUCAGUGUGCUCCAAAGUUGAAUGGAGAUUCUCAGGCUAAAGUACAGAGGAUCCUACGAUUGAUUUCUGGUGGUGGUCUGUCUAUAACUGGAUCUCACAUCCUGUGUGGAGACUUCCUAUUUAGCGGUCAUACAGUAGUUCUAACGCUCACCUACCUGUUUAUCAAGGAAUACUCACCUCGCCAUUACUGGUGGUAUCACUUGAUCUGCUGGUUGAUGAGUGCCACUGGUAUAAUCUGUAUUCUUGUUGCCCAUGAACACUACACUGUGGAUGUUAUUGUUGCUUAUUAUAUCACCACAAGACUCUUCUGGUGGUACCAUUCAAUGGCUAAUGAAAAGAACUUGAAGGUCUCUUCCCAGACGAAUUUUCUCUCUCGAGCAUGGUGGUAUCCAAUAUUUUAUUUUUUUGAGAAGAAUGUACAAAGCUCAGUUCCUUGCUGCUUCUCAUGGCCAAUAUCGUGGCCUUCCAGCUGCUUCAAAUCUUCAUGCAAAAAAUAUUCACGGGUUCAGAAGACAGGAGAGGAUAAUGAAAAAUCCACCUGAAAGAAAGCUGAAGAAAGAAAAGAAAGAGUCUGCUUUGUAUUUUACCAAAAGAUUAAUGCUAUAACCAAAGUUCUUAAAAGGACUAGAUUGUAAGGGAAUAAGUGGACUAAAUUCUUGUGCAAUUGAUUGGAAAGACAAUUGUAGACAAAAUAUUACAUCUCUUGAUAUGUUUUCUAGUCAUCACAUUGUACAGAGCUAUUCCACUUUUCAGUACUAGGAGAGCACUUCAGAUUGGGUUUUUCCCUGAGAGGAAAAAUGCAGGACUGGUUUACUUAUGAGAUUGAGGUGCCAAUGAACACACCCAUUCUUUUAAUUAUUAAUUAAUUUUUUUCAUCCACAAAAUGUCAUCAUUUCUGAAGUUUAAGGGCAAAAGCAUACUAAAAUUUAGAGUUACAGUAUCUUUCUAGAAUAGUAUACAAAGAGUCGAACAGUAGUGGGAAGUGGUUGACCGUAUUUUUCUUGCUAAUGAAGGUAAGUCUUAUGAUUAAGCCAGAGGUGAGUCUUUGACAUUUUGUGCUCUAUGGGAAUGAAUGUAAUAUGACCCUGAAGUGUUGCCACUUCCCAUAUACUUUACCAUAUACCAAUUUUUACAUUUUGUAUUGGUAAUUUUAUAUUAAAAAAAAAAAAAAAACCCUUCAAAAAAGAACCCUAAAAAUGAAUAGCUGUUGUGCUAUCUAAUGGCAUUACAAAUUAGAAAUAUUAGCUACUAACAUCUUUGGAGCUCUACAAGCAUGGAAAUGUUUUUAUUUUUAAAACAUAUACCUAUGUAAGAAGAAGAAAAUUUAUUUCAAAGUCUAAAUAUUUAAUGGCAAGUUAGCCUGAGUCUGUAUGUAUUAUGUGUAUAUAGCUAUGUAAUGCAUAUAGGUAUAUAUACAUACUUUUGUGUAUUCACACACAUUAACCAAUACUAGAUAAAUAAAAGAAAGCUGAGUAUAAAGUAUUAUUGUAAGCAAAACUGUCAAUGAUUUCCUUCACCUGCUUGAGGACUGCAGGGUCAGGUCCUAAAUGGUAAAUGUAAAAAUCAAACAUUUUAAAAGUUUAGUUACUGUUUCUUGUUGACACUAUAUAAGCCUUGUGCUAGACAGCCUGAUGUUAUGCAUUUAGAGGUGUGGUGUGUGGGGGGGGAGGGGGUUUAAACCUUUGGCACACAUCUGUGACUCAUAAACAGGUCCAAGGUGAAUACACUCCAACAGCAACACUUCUUCCACCUUUACCUAACAAUAUUUAUUAUAAAAUGGUGCUGUCAGAUGACCGGCCCAUUAUUUCUGCCUAUCAGGACUCUUUUGUCCAAUCAAAGUAUCUACAUAAGUAUGUUGGUUUAGAAUGUGGCAAUACACAACUUUCUUAGAGUGCAAUGGAAUUGCAGAUUUGCAGUCAACCUGGUCAUAUUGUUCUUGAGAGAGCAAAGUGGAUACUUGGCUCCCCAAAGUUUAACAGUUAAAUUUGUCUUAUAUUUUUUUUCUCGGUUACUUAAGUAUUUAAUUUCAAAACCUUCAGUAAAAACUGAUAGCAAAAGAAAUUGUCAUUAAUACCCAAAUUAAAGUGUGCAACUUGAGUGAAAAAUUUGCUCUUAUUUUAAGGAAGUCUUGACAAAUGUGAACACUAAAAAGAAAAUUAAAUGACACUCACUUUAAAAAAAAAUCCAAUUAGAAGAAUUGCUGCAAAUAAAAUACAAAAUAUAGUACUCAGCUCUGAUUUGUUUUUCAAUUCACAGGGCUAAUUAGUAAGUAAUCUGAACACCAAAAAAUUUUAACUUGCACUUGAGAAUAUUUUUGUGCAUGAUACACACAAUACAAAUCUUGUGCAUUAUAUAAAAGCAUAAUACAAUAAACAGCAUUUCUUACACUGUAUCCUGGUAAAACAUACCCGAGUAAUAAUAUCAAAGCUCUUUUUAAAAUAAUUUUAAAGAUUUUAUUUCUCACUGAAAAUAUUUAACAUCAUGCUGGGUAGCUUGAUGAUGUGUAAUAUGGACACAAUGUUCAUGUUUUGUUGCUGACAGAACUUUAGUGGCUCAAACUGAAACCAAAGUGUUUCCUCAGGGCAUAUCUACGUGGGAGUGCUAAAGUGCUACAUCAGUUGCGUAGCUUAAGUCAAAAUAGCUUAUUUUGGCUUAUUGUGCUGUCUACACAGCAGGACACCCGAGAAAUAUCACGCUUCUUCCGACUUCCCUUACUCUUCGUAAAAUGAGGGUUACAGGAGUCUGAGUAAGAAGUCCUCCAGCUUGCCGCCAUUUUGCUUUUAUGUCAAAAUAAUGGCUUGAAGUGUAGACACAGACUGUUAUUUUGAAAUAAUGUCAGUUAUUCCAAAAUAACAUUGCUGUGUAGAUACACUCUCAGUUAUUAGCUAACCAGUCUUCUUAGUAUAAUAUCAGCCUUUGCAGAUCCCCAUAUUGUAUUUCUUGUUUGAGUUCAUUCUACAUGGACCACGGUGUCUUUGAAGACAAACCACAGACUACCGGGCUAUAGUUUAACUCACAUUUUAGUUAGUUUUAGUUGAACCACUUCUAAUAGCAAUUUCUAUGGAGAGAAAUGUGGAUGAACUACAACCAGCUUCAAGAUAAGCACUGUGAAACUGUAGACUGAGCUUUCUAGGAAGGAUCAGAAACUGCUUUUCACUUGGUAGCCUGUUAGGCCAAUGAAUAAUGCAUCCAUUGAUAGCCUAGAUAGAUUACAAGAAGUUUCAUUGAGACAUUUAGAAGAGUAUUUAGCUAAUGACUGACCUAUAGAGUACAUAAAGUGGUCUGCUCAAAACUAAUAUCCUUAUUCAGUACAAUUUGAGGUCCCACUCUAGAGAGAGAACUAAAAUUGUGAGAAUAGCUUAAAAUCAGUUGUAGUUUUAGAUUAGUUCUGCUAAGCGCUCAAAUUCCCUUUAUUCCCAUAUAUCAACAGAAAUUGAGACUCCUAUACUUGCACUUGAUCAAUAAAAUUUGUUGUUCACAGGUGCUUAAAUUAAAACCCCACCACAAAUGACAAUCUUGCCAUGGCAAAUGCAUGUGGAUACACUGCUUUGUUGGCAAGAGCAUCCUCACAGCGUUUACACAUGCCGACUUUGCAACAAGGCUGUGUCCACUAAAAGCAGCACAGUGUAGUAGACAUCUCAAAGUUUCUUCAUAUUGACAAAAGAACAUAAUAGAUUUAUUGUAUCUUUUUAAAAAAAAAUACUCUCCUCAUUCAGAAACAGUAAAGCUUAAAUCUGCAUAAGAAUGCAGAUUUACAUCCUUACAUAUUUACAUAAUUUAAUGAGCCUAAUGAGCCUAUUCUUUAUAACCACAUGGCUCUAACAAAUCAGAUAUAGACCACAGUACACAGGAACAUGACCUUAAAGAACUAAUAGUGAUUGUGAUAAGUGGUGACCUAUAAAGCAAAAUUUCAAGACAGGAAGAAAUGGAGUAAAGUGGAUACUAUCCAAAAAUAAAAAAGCUAAUCUGGAAUUCAUUCAUAAACCUUCACUGGAUUGAGUGCAGGCUUUUAAUCCUGCUGCCUUGUUAUAUAGAUCUCAUUUUUAUGUAAUGUAUCAAACUUUUCUUUAAAUACUGUCUAUAUUUGCUGCUGUGCCAGGAGACAGAGAAUCAUAGUUCAGAUGCAGUUUCUUAGAUCCAAAUUCUGCCCUUUUGAAGAAAGCAUGGAUGGGCCUUUUUGAAAUCAGAGGAAGUUCCAUAUGCGCUUCUUCCACCUUACUGAAGACGCAGGAGCUGCUGAGUCCUUGACACUUCUGAAAUCCAGGUCUUCACCCAUGUGCCUAAUUGGAUUUAGAAACGUAAAUUGGGCACCUAUAUUAAAAAAUCUUAGCCUUGGUCGUUAUUUAAAAGGGCAAUAUGACAGCAGUAUGCUCACUCUGGCUUGCAUCAGAUCUGUCACAAGAGCAAAUAAACGGCCUUGUUCAACCACUUCAGAUAUUAUCUCUAUGGUGUGUCCUUAAUGACCUCUGGUGGCUAUAAAUGGUAUGUGUUCAAUAACAUUCUCUGACUUUCAAAUUUGUUGUUGUUUUAGGGUAAUUCGUUGGGAACCAGUCCAGAGGAAAAUUAAAAAGUUUCCCAGCACUUGAACUGAUUUUUUUCAUAUUCAAAUGACUCUAGUUAGGUUGACUGUUUUUAUUCAUUUUUUAUAUUUUCUGUAUUACCUUGUUCUGGCCAGAACCCGGAAAUAAUAUAUGAAAAUAUGAAGUGUUGUUCUUGUAGUGUAAAACCCAACUAGUGCUACAAAAUGCUGUGUGUGCAGAAGGGUGGGGGAAGUGUUCAUGAGACUUUGAGACAAGCGAUCCAGAUAUUUUGAGAUGAACAUCUCUAAUGGAAUCAAUCCUCCAAACUUUGAAUUUCACCCAUUGCUAGUGAUUGCAUGGCCAGAUAACUUAUCCUGUUCAUUUAAAGUACACCUAGCGCCAAUCAAAAUCUAUCUUUUUGGUUGAUAUGAAAUAUGUUCUAGUGCUUUACAAUCUGACCCCUGAUUCCAAUCUCAUAGAAAUAGUGAGUCCACCUAUUUAUUUCAAAGGGCAGGUCCUUGAAGAAAGGCAUGGAAAAAUGCAGAUUUUUGUUCUGCUCCCAGCUCUGCUACUGACUUGUGUGGAUGUGGGAAAGCUAUAACUUUUUCCAGCCUGAUUCAGAACCACUACCAUUCCAUUUGUUUUUGCUAGGAAUUAAGCACAACACUUUUGAAAAUUCUGUCUGUUUCACCCUCUGUGAAAUAGAGAAACAGCUUCCCUCUCAUCACACUACUGAGGCUUAGUAUUUGUAAAUAAAUGUCUAGAUUAGGGUUGGGCAAGAUCCAGCCCACAGGAAGGUAUUUGAUCCAGCUCUCAGCCCUCCCUACUGAGGCCUUGAGACUGUUCAAAAUGGCUGGCAGCUCCCCUCUCCCAGGGCUGUGCAGCACCUAGAAGGAACCACCAGUGGUUUUAAACAGUGAGGCACGCCCCUUGCAAGGGAGGCAAGAUAUUUUGUGUGGGCUCCUACCCCCAGGCACUGGUCCCAGCUACAAUGAUUGGCCUGGAGGUGGGGGAGCAUGUGAAACCUCAUUUCCCCCGCCCACCCCCUUCAGGGAUGUGCAGCCCUGAACUGUGCAUGGAGGGGAACCUCUUUGAGUAGCCUGGGGCUGCUGCAGGAGGGUGCCUGCCUUGGGGGACCCUGUUUGGGCUGCUGGCCGGGAGCCACCUAAAUAAGUGACUCCUGGCCAUAGUCUGCCUCUGGCAUCCCAGCCCCUCCCACUUCCCAGCUCCAUGCCCCGUUCACCACCCAAAUCCUCUGCACACAUAUCCCACCCCAGGUCACAAGUCCCUCCUGGACCCUGGAACACCCCUCUCCCUGGUCAAAAUUUACUCCUGCACUCCCCUGUCCUGCACCUUAAUCCCUUGCCUCAUGUCACAACCCAACCUCUGUCCCAAACCCCCCACUCCCUCCAUAGAGAAGUGUGGCCCUUGACCACUUUCCAAAAUCUUGGUGUGGCCUCCCACCAAAAAUUAUUGCCCAUCCUGUUCUAGAUGAUGGGAGGGAAUGUACUACAGAAGUGCAAAUAUUUUUUUUUCUUGUAAAGCACUGCUUUUAAACUAAGUCGUCUUGAGGCAUGCUUUGAGAAUUGCAUGCCUGUAUCAGGCACUGUAAUACCAGUGAAGUUUUAACGAGACUUCAUCUUUUAAGCCACCUUUUUCAGUGACUGAAUUUGACAGGCAUCCAAAUCAAUGUUGCUGUUUAACCGCAUAUGAAAAUAACUUCCCAGCACAGUAUUAAUGCCAUUUCUGUGUUCUAAAUUUUUGUCCUUAAAUGCCAAUAAUAUGGAUGCUGCAGGGAUGCAGAUUUUUUUUUUUUUUU